This is a messenger RNA of Scaptodrosophila lebanonensis, 1134 nucleotides long. RefSeq names its product dynein regulatory complex protein 9. Gene Ontology annotation, cellular component: motile cilium; cytoplasm. The transcript has a single exon. Gene Ontology annotation, biological process: cilium organization. Gene Ontology annotation, molecular function: protein binding. The coding region runs from base 1 to 1134 and encodes 377 amino acids. The record is from RefSeq and is a predicted model, not a curated record. NCBI's taxonomy places the organism in Eukaryota, Metazoa, Arthropoda, Insecta, Diptera, Drosophilidae.
AUGGAGUCGCAACCCACUUAUGAAGGUUACAGUUCAGAACAGUUGCAAGCCUUUCAACAGGCAUUACUGGCGGCUAGUUACAGGGAUGCGGAAGAUAAACUGCGACUCCAGCAGCGUUCGCAGCGCAUGCAGAUGGAGAAGCCGUUGCCAGCGCUGCCGGCAUCGUUGCGUCGACGGAGUAGCAGCAGCGGUGGCGCAAAGAGCCUACAAUCAGGAGAACGCCAGUUAUUGACUGGAAAAAUGCUGCCACGAUUGGAAUCUCUACUGGGCGAGCCAGCUGCCGAGCAAGUGUUGCACGAUUCAGUGUUAAAUUCGCUCAAAUUUCAAAAAGAUCUGGACGCUUUAAGGGAUGUGUUUGAACUGGCAGCCACACAUCUGUAUGCCGAAAAUGAAGAGGAGCAGGAGGCAGCAAUGGAGAUACUGGAGCAGGCUAUUAAAGAACUGAGUUGCAACAAUAGCGAGGAGGCACAAGCCGCUUUGCAGUUGCAACAGGCACGCGAUGAAUUGAAGUCCUUGCGGGCACAAGUGGAGCAAGUCAAAUGUGAUGGAGUCGUUGAGUUAAACGCAAAGGACGAGCGAAUUGCUGAGUCUAAAUACAAGUUGCGUUGUGUGUCCAAGGUAAAUGAUUUGGAGUAUAAUCUUGUGGAGCGAUGGGAGGCGGGGCGCAUAACACAGGCCGACAUUUGGGGCGAGAAUGCUGAGCGCGCCUAUUUGCGUGACAUUCUUGAUUACAAACAACGCCUGGAGCGUGAGCAGCGCGUGAGUGGUGAGCUGCAAGCCUUUCGAAGUCGAGAACUGGCGGAGUUGCAGCAACGCAUUGGGGAGUGGCAGCAAAAAUAUGCAAGCGAAAUGAGACGCGUGGAUCGAGAGGCUGAGGCCUGGGAAUUUCGCAUUAUCGAGGUGCAAAAAUCGCUGGAACGACAUCGUGAGGUGUACGAACAGCGUGUGGCAUUCGUGCAAGACUAUCGUGCCAAGAAGGAUGAGGAGCAGCGUCAGCAUGAUCUGCAGCUGCAUCGCAUAGAGUGUGCAGUGCGGUUGCAGGCCUGGUGGCGUGGCACGAUGGUUCGCCGGGGACUGGGGCCGUUUAAGAAGAAGCCAAAGAAGGGAAGGCGAGGAGGGAAGAGCAAAAAAUAG